UUCCUAGAAUUCCUCCUGAACCUUAGGAUUGCUGCUGUGUUUUCCAUGUGAACACAUUUUUCUGAGUGUUUCAACGGGAAGUUAUUCAAAAAUGUUCAAUAACUUCAGGCCGUUCAGGCCUUUGUUGGAGGAGAAUUGAAACAUAACCUUAGAAAUGGAGGAAGGAAUUCUCAUCUACGGUCUGGAGUUCCAGGCCAGAGCACUCGUGUCCCAGCUGGCGGAGAACAACGAGAUUCGCUUCUUCAUAGCCACACAGAGCCUGAAGCCGAACAAUCAAAUUCACUUGCUAGAGGUAAAUGAGGAUGGCGAGGCUGCCAUCAAGUCCAGGAUCUUCGCCCAUCCACACGGGGAGGUGUGGAAGCUCAACAGUAGUCCGCACGAUGCGAAUCUACUGGUGUCUUGCUGCAAUAGCAGCCAGCAGGGCAGCAAUGUCUUCAUGCAGACGGUUCUGCUGAGACUCCCGGAUAUGGACUCGCCACCGGAGGGCGAGGAGUUCCUCACCUUCAAGGACGCUGAGGUGCUGCCACUGGACGGGCACGGGAGUGAGGUGAAGACUACGGAAUUCCAUCCAGCGGACGGACACAUUCUGGCCACAGUGGUAGACAGGAAAGUGCUGCUGAUGAACAGGGCGGAGAGCCAGACGCGAGUCGUGGCGGAGAUCAACUCCAAGAAUUGCCCGAAGCUGACUGGUGGCAAGUGGUCGCAGCACCACCAGGGCAACCAAUUCAUCACCCUUCACGACUGCUCUGUCCGCUCGUACGACAUCCGGGACGUGAAUCACGCCGCCUGGACAAUUGAGGACGCUCACGCGCAGCUCGUGCGCGACAUCGACUGCAAUCCCAAUAAGCAGUGCCACAUCGUGACGGGCGGCGAUGAUGGCUGCAUCAAGAUCUGGGACAGUCGCAGCACAAAGGAGGCGGUCUUCAUGCGCUCAGACCACUCUCAUUGGGUCUGGAGCGUGAAAUUCAACACAUUUCACGACCAGCUGGUACUCUCGAGCAGCUCCGACAGCAAGGUCCUCCUGACGUGCGCCUCCAGCGUCAGCUCAGAGGCGCACGGCGAAGAGAUGCCCAGCAUCUCGGAUUCCGGCAGGGAGCGCCUCCAGGACGGACUGCUGCAGACUUUUGAGCAGCACGAGGAUUCCGUGUAUUGCGUGGAGUGGAGCAGUGCUGACCCGUGGACAUUCGCCUCUCUCAGCUACGACGGCCGAGUGAUCGUGAGCAAGGUUCCGCGCCAGUACAAGUACCAAAUCCUCCUGUGA
This is a messenger RNA of Phlebotomus argentipes, 1261 nucleotides long. Its product is annotated as EARP-interacting protein homolog. The record is from RefSeq and is a predicted model, not a curated record. The coding region runs from base 155 to 1261 and encodes 368 amino acids. The transcript has 2 exons. Lineage: Eukaryota; Metazoa; Arthropoda; Insecta; Diptera; Psychodidae. Gene Ontology annotation, molecular function: protein binding. Gene Ontology annotation, biological process: protein ubiquitination.